Molecule: messenger RNA, 1655 nt
Organism: Medicago truncatula (barrel medic)
Lineage: Eukaryota; Viridiplantae; Streptophyta; Magnoliopsida; Fabales; Fabaceae
Product: replication stress response regulator SDE2
Exons: 3
Coding region: 96-1496 (466 amino acids)
Cellular component (GO): nucleus
Molecular function (GO): protein binding
Source: RefSeq, a predicted model, not a curated record
CAUCUAUUCAUUCAUUCAUUCAUCCAUUCAUCAUCGAAUUCGAACUCCAAUUUCUCUUCUCUUUCGAAACCCUAAUCCCCCAAAUUCAUUCAACCAUGGAACAAGAAAAGAGCCAUAGAAUGUUCAAUCUAUUCGUGAAGCACUUGAACGGUAAAACCCUAACCCUAUUAUUCCCUUCUCCGAUCCUUUCCGCUACUUCAAUCAAAGAUCGUCUUUUCCAUCUCACCGGAAUCCCAAUCCAACACCAACGCCUCGUCACCGGUUUCCGCCACCUCAACGAUGAUAAUUCGGAGAUAUGUUGUUCGCCGGAAGGUGGAAACAUGUUCCCCUCCGUUCGUCUUCUUCUUCGUCUGAAAGGUGGGAAAGGAGGAUUCGGAUCGUUGCUUCGUGGAGCAGCGACGAAAGCUGGGCAGAAGAAGACGAAUAACUUCGACGCUUGUAGGGAUAUGAGUGGGAGAAGGUUGAGGCAUGUUAAUGCGGAGAAGAGGUUGGAGGAGUGGAGAGAAGGGGAAGAAGAUAGGAAGCUUGAGAAAACGGCGGAGGAGUUUUUGAAGAAACAGAUGAAGAAGAAUAAUAAGGGGAAGGGGAAGAAUGGUGAUGUUGAGGCUCAGAAGUAUGUUGCUAAGUAUAGGGAACAAUCUGAACGUUGUGUUGCAGAGGUUGCUGAGUCUGUUCUGGAUUCCAUUCGAUAUGCUAAGCGUAAAUCUUCACCUAUAUCGGAAGGUUCUCCUUCUCGUGAUCAGAAGAAGUUGAAGAUAUGGAUGGGGAAGAGGGCAUUGAAUGAAAGUGAUGAUGAUUCUGAUGGAGAUGUUACUGAUGAUGAGGGGGAAACUGAGAAAUCUGUUUUGUUAAAUAGUCAGAAUGAGUCUGGGUUAAAUAAGGCUGAAGGCAGUUCUGAUUCUGUGGCCGGUUUCAAGCGGGAUGGAGACUCUUCUGGGGUUGGUUCGUGUGAGAGUGGAUCCGAAGAAGAAAAGGAAACUGUUGUAGAAGGCAAAGUGGAAAUUGUUGAAAGAUCCCAGAGUACUGAAAGUAUUGAGGCAAAACCGAGCAUUGCUGCUGAAACCAUGGUAAAUGAUGAAAUGAUGGAGGCUAAUGCUGUGCCUUGUUCAGAGACCUUGGAUUCUUUAAUUAGUGUUCAAGAUAAUGAUUAUCAGGAUAGCCAGGUUGGUGGCACCGGUGCUCAAGUCUCAAAUGUUGUGAGCUCUGAAAUUGUGUCCAAUGACAUGGAAAUUGAUGGUUCUCUUGAGCAUAAAACAGUGGUCAUUGAAGAAAGCUUGCCAAGCAAUAGUGUUCCAGCAAAGAAGGAGCCUCUUAAUUUUGAUGCUUUUAAUUCAGCUGCAGAACUUGAGGUUCUUGGCUUGGAAAAUUUGAAGACUGAACUCCAGUCACGCGGGUUAAAAUUUGGAGGUACAUUGCAGGAACGUGCUGCAAGGCUUUUUCUUUUAAAAUCCACUCCCCUGGAUAAACUUCCGAAGAAACUGCUAGCAAAGAAAUGAAAUAAAUGAAAUGUACUUUGAUAUGUACUAAUACUAAUACUAUGCAAUAAUACUGUUACCAAACUGCCAACAGACAAUGUAUACCAAGUGUUUUUUUGUAUUUUGAAGAACUUCAACUUUGCUUCUAUUAGAUGGUAAAAUAGUCGUAGAUUCUAAUUA